AUGAAGAGGCCUUCAAUAUUAUACGGCUUGCUGACGAACAUCCUGGUCUACACGACUGGGGCAACUUUUACCAGUGAGGAUUUCAUUUGUGGUAAACGUAUUAUACUCAAACACGCCGUAUCAAGGACAGUAAACAUUGCCUGUGCUAGUAUAAAGGGAUUCACUAAGUCGAAAAUAACCCCGUUUGUUUACGAUGGCUCAUCUACUUUCUUUGUUUCCGAUGCUGCUCUCUUCGCCUGGCCUAUUAUACUUCAAAACGGACCACAUUCCAGAGCACCUUCUGAAGAACUUCGGUUGAUCAUAGACUCAAGCUGCAAUCUUUUCGGAAUCGUCAUGAAAUCCAAAAACUAUCCAGAUAGACGCUGCUACAGGCCUGUAGAACAACCUAGUAGAGAUGAUGCUUCUGACAGCCAUGCCUCUAGAAAUCUACCCCAGUUCCGCGGUUACAGAUGUGGAAACAAAAUAUUUGGCCAUUUAGAUAUAGAAAUUAUCCUGAAAGGUACCCUUGGUAACUACCAAUUAUGGCAAUAUGACGGCCAUCAAAUUGGUUACUAUGGUCUCGAAGAUAUCGACAGGCUAUAUGGAGAAAGUGUUCUGUUGCUACCUAGCCAAGUUGCCAAAAUUCCUGAAGAGAUCAGACAAAUGCCUUCAAAUCCCCAACUUAUAGUAAUGAAUUCUCGGCAGCAGCUAGUCGGCAUGGUCAACAAAGUGGGCAACCAGUGGGAAAAAUGUCUGGACCUCUGGGAAAAAAAGCCGGAACGUCCCCGGGCCGCGGAAAGUACAAGAAAUUCCAUAGGAGAGUGGCUUUUCAGUGGUGUGAGCCAGUAUGGAUGCGGUAAAUUUGUGUAUUCACGCGAAUCUGUCAAUAGUCACAUGCAGGUAGCUUGCGCGUUAAUAAAUCCGCCAAAAAACUCCAGAACGACUACGUGGAAUAUUUAUCUUACGUCGAUGGGAGUAAUACCCUCCAUAGGAAAUUAUAGAGUCUGGAAAAUGGAUUUGAAACUUCCAGAAAAUGAUAAUUACAGCCUUGUGAAAGAGGAAAGAUUGGCGAACAAUGGUGCCAUUAUUCUUGAUCAAGAAUGUAAUUUUCAUGGGGUUUAUUGGCACACUGCCAGAGACCUUACUCCAUGCGAAAACCUGUCACUUUCAGAAUUGUCUUAA
This is a messenger RNA of Blumeria graminis f. sp. triticale, 1161 nucleotides long. The record is from the annotation of a GenBank genome assembly. Lineage: Eukaryota; Fungi; Ascomycota; Leotiomycetes; Helotiales; Erysiphaceae.